AUGGGUAAACAUAGAAGAAAUAAGAGAAAUCAAAAAGCUAGACAUAAUCCAGUGUCGAAUCCAGAUUUAGAAAAUGAGGUGAAAGGUUCUGGUAAAUCAAAAAUCUUACCACUUAUUUCCAAAUUAAAAUCAGCAGUACCAAAUGAUAAAUCCAUGGCAAUUGGUGUGAUUAAUGUAUUGGCAGAAGAUCAACGUAUGAGAGAAAUGUUGUUGAAAGAAGAUAUUAUUUCUGUGGUUAUGGAAACAUGCUUAAAUGAUUCAAAUGAUGAGAUUGUAGUGGAGGCGUUUGGAUUGUUAAGAAACUUGGCUAUUGAAGAAGGUUACGAUGUGAUUAGAUUCAUAUGGGAAAAUAAUAUUUGGACCACCAUUGAAAGUGCUUUGGAAAAGAUAAAUACUUCAUUCAAAUACUUGAUUGAAAAUGGAGUUGCAAAGGAAAAGGACAAAUCUAAAGUUCAAUUGUUGUUUGAUUUUUCCGAGAAUAUAUUUGCAUUAAUCAUUAUGUUGAUAACUGCGGAUGAAGAAAUAUUUGAUGCUAUUUUCAGUAGAAUUGAUCCAAUUCUUGAGUUCAUUUUAAAUGUCAUUGAUAACCAUGUAGAUGGGAAAUUGAAGAUAUCUUCUGGAUUACUUAAUACUUUGUUAGAAUUUAUUUAUCAAUUAUCAACUGAAUCCGUUGCAUUUGUGGAAAAGAUACACACCUUCAACUGGGAAAAAGUGUCGAAUUUCUUGACAGGUAAUGAAUCAGUGACACCUACAGCAAGAAUCUAUUACAAUGGGAUAUAUUUUUCACUUGUGGAAAUUGUUUUACAACCAACUGACCAAUUGAAGAAAGAGGAAUUAAUGAGAGAAGUCUUGAGUAAUGUUUUCAACAGUGUCAAAGAAGGUGGAGAAGAAAAUGUUGGAUUUGAAGUAGGAUGUGAUAUUAUUGCUACUGUUUGUGAAUAUUUGGCUACGAACGAAGCCAAUCCGGAAGAGCCUGCCAAGUUGACAAAUGAGACUUUGCAGUUGGUUGAACAAAUAGGAACUGGAUUAGCUGAAAAAAAUGAAAUACAAUCUGCAUCAGCUGCUUUGAAUAAUCUACACUUGGUACUUGAAAUUUGUAAGUAG
Molecule: messenger RNA, 1104 nt
Organism: Candida tropicalis MYA-3404
Lineage: Eukaryota; Fungi; Ascomycota; Pichiomycetes; Serinales; Debaryomycetaceae
Exons: 1
Coding region: 1-1104 (367 amino acids)
Biological process (GO): ribosomal large subunit biogenesis; protein import into nucleus
Source: RefSeq, a predicted model, not a curated record